AUUUUGAUCUUUAUUUCACUAUGCACUCCCCAUAUUGAUGGACAAAUUUCCACAUACUCUCUUACUUUGGCUUUUAGCAGUUUGUUGCAGCCGACUUGCAACCCUAAUGGUCAGGCCUUUCUCAAUAUGUCCCGGUAACCAUGGGGAGAUGAAUAACAAAAUAGCACCGGGGUCCAGCUCUUGCCGUUCCGAGGCAACUUCUGCAAGAAUGAUCGGUGGUCGGAGACUUUCAGGUCGCAAGAUAGGCAAUAUUUGGCCGGAUUGCACAUUGAUGGCAGUAUCAUGUCUGAUGCAGAUCUUGACACAUCUCUCGAACCUGCUGACCUGAGAGGUGCCACUCAAAACAACUUGGUCCCCAUCUUAUAGGCUAGGCGUGGUGUGAUGUGCAAUUGCAAUUCCUUCAUUGAUACCUUGAGCCAGCCAGAAAUCUAUAUAGUGCGGGUUAGGGCGCUGGCGGGCAGCCGGCGCCUCGCUUGCAGCGGGG
Messenger RNA from Aspergillus pseudotamarii, 484 nucleotides. RefSeq lists its product as uncharacterized. Lineage: Eukaryota; Fungi; Ascomycota; Eurotiomycetes; Eurotiales; Aspergillaceae. Bases 38 to 328 code for a protein of 96 amino acids. The transcript has a single exon. The record is from RefSeq and is a predicted model, not a curated record.